CUGGAGACAAUGAACGCCACGGUGCUGCAGGGAGGCAACAGGUCCGAGCGCUGCCCCAGAGACACACGGGUGGUGCAGCUGGUGAUCCCGGCCCUCUAUGCCGUGGUUUUCUUCACCAGCAUCCUGUUGAACACUCUGGCCCUGUGGGUGUUUGUUCACAUCCCAAGCUCUUCCACCUUCAUCAUCUACCUCAAAAACACUUUGGUGGCCGAUGUGAUAAUGACACUCAUGCUUCCUUUCAAAAUCCUCUCAGACUCACACCUCGGACCCUGGCAACUCAGAGCUUUCGUGUGUCGCUUCUCUUCCGUGAUCUUCUAUGAGGCCAUGUACGUGGGCAUUGUGCUGUUAGGCCUCAUAGCCUUUGACAGGUUCCUCAAGAUCAUUAGACCUUUUGGAAACUUUUUCAUGAAAAAGCCUGUUUUUGCAAAAAGAAUCUCAAUCAUCAUCUGGCUCCUUUUGUUCCUCAUCUCCCUGCCAAAUAUGAUCCUGAACAACAAGGAAGCAACGCCGUCUUCUGUGAAAAAGUGCGCCUCCUUAAAGGGGCCUCUGGGGCUGAUGUGGCAUCAAGUGGUAAACUACAUAUCCCAGUGUAUUUUCUGGACUGUUUUUGUCCUAAUGCUUCUGUUUUAUGUGGUGAUUGCAAAAAAAGUAUAUAAUUCUUACAGAAAGUCCAAAAGUAAAGACAGCAAAAACAACAAAAAGCUGGAAGGCAGAGUGUUUGUUGUGGUGGUCGUCUUUUUUGUGUGUUUUGCUCCACUUCAUUUUGCCAGAAUUCCAUAUACUCACAGUCAAACCAACAGUAGGACUGACUGUAGACUGCAAAAUCAACUGUUCAUUGCUAAAGAAACAACUCUCUUUUUGGCAACAACCAACGUUUGUAUGGACCCCUUGAUAUACAUAUUCUUAUGUAAAAAGUUCACAGAAAGGCUGUAUGAGAAACCAUGUAUGAGAGGGAGAAAGACCACAGCAUCAAGCCAAGAAAAUCACAGCAGUCAGACAGACAAUAUAACCCUAGGCUGA
This is a messenger RNA of Cynocephalus volans (Philippine flying lemur), 1020 nucleotides long. RefSeq names its product purinergic receptor P2Y13 (gene P2RY13). Gene Ontology annotation, cellular component: membrane. Lineage: Eukaryota; Metazoa; Chordata; Mammalia; Dermoptera; Cynocephalidae. Gene Ontology annotation, biological process: G protein-coupled receptor signaling pathway; negative regulation of adenylate cyclase activity. Gene Ontology annotation, molecular function: G protein-coupled purinergic nucleotide receptor activity. The record is from RefSeq and is a predicted model, not a curated record. The transcript has a single exon. The coding region runs from base 10 to 1020 and encodes 336 amino acids.